Messenger RNA from Hemibagrus wyckioides, 2110 nucleotides. It is a transcript of the gene dhcr7, whose product is annotated as 7-dehydrocholesterol reductase. Gene Ontology annotation, biological process: brassinosteroid biosynthetic process; cholesterol biosynthetic process. The record is from RefSeq and is a predicted model, not a curated record. Lineage: Eukaryota; Metazoa; Chordata; Actinopteri; Siluriformes; Bagridae. Gene Ontology annotation, cellular component: endoplasmic reticulum membrane. The coding region runs from base 123 to 1559 and encodes 478 amino acids. The transcript has 8 exons. Gene Ontology annotation, molecular function: 7-dehydrocholesterol reductase activity.
UACACAAGGUAUGGGCGGAGUUAGAAUUUUACACACUUCCCAUCUCUUUUCUUUUUUUUUUUACUGCUCCGUCGUCAACAUCUGGACAGAUCGGUAGGGCUGUUCUCUUCUAAUAAAGACCCAUGAGUGCGUCAGAGGGUGCCCGAAAGCGCCAUAAGGCUCGGCCAAGUGGCACUAAUGUGGGGCAGAAAGAGAAGAAAGCAGAGGUGGGACAAUGGGGAAGAGCAUGGGAGGUGGACUGGUUCUCAUUGACUGGAGUGAUUCUUCUUCUGUGCCUGGCGCCGUUCAUCGUCUUCUUCUUCAUCAUGACCUGUGAUCAGUACCAGUGCUCCAUCAGCUUGGUUCUGCUGGACAUCUACAACGGAGACGCCAGUCCUCUGAGCAUCUUGAAGCAAGCGCCUUCAUUCACGUGGACCGCCGCCAAAAUCUAUGCAGCCUGGGUCACUUUCCAGGUGGUGCUGUAUAGGUGUAUUCCAGAUGUUACCCACAAGUUUCUGCCAGGUUACGUAGGAGGAGUGCAGGAAGGAGCUCGGACCCCAGCGGGUCUGAUUAAUAUGUAUCAGAUCAACGGGCUGCAGUGCUGGAUUAUAACACAUGCUUUAUGGGCAGCCAAUGCUUAUCACUUCCACUGGUUCUCUCCCACUAUCAUCUUUGACACCUGGAUCCCGCUGUUGUGGUGCACCAACAUCCUCGGCUACACCGUUUCCAUAUGCGUGUUUAUCAAGGCCUACCUGUUCCCCACCAACCCAGAGGACUGCAAAUUCACAGGAAACUUCUUUUACGACUUCAUGAUGGGCAUCGAGUUCAAUCCACGCAUCGGAAAGUGGUUCGAUUUCAAGCUCUUCUUCAACGGCCGGCCCGGGAUCGUCGCCUGGACUUUGAUUAAUCUGUCCUACGCUGCUAAGCAACAAGAGCUCUAUGGAUAUGUGACCAACUCCAUGAUCCUGGUCAAUGUGCUGCAGGCCAUCUAUGUGUUAGAUUUCUUCUGGAAUGAAGCCUGGUAUUUGAAAACGAUUGACAUCUGCCACGAUCACUUCGGUUGGUACCUGGGCUGGGGCGACUGCGUCUGGCUGCCGUUUCUUUACACGCUACAGGGUCUGUACCUGGUCUACAACCCAGUCCAGCUCUCCUCCCCUUACGCCUGGUCCAUCCUCGCCCUCGGCCUGGUGGGCUACUACAUCUUCCGUUCCGCCAACCAUCAGAAGGACCUGUUCCGGCGCACACAGGGCGAAUGCAAAAUCUGGGGCAGCAAGCCGUCCUUCAUCGAGUGCUCGUAUCGUUCAGCAGACGGCCGCAUCCAUAAGAGCAAGCUGCUCACGUCGGGCUUCUGGGGGGCAGCACGUCACCUUAACUACACCGGCGACCUGCUGGGCUCACUGGCGUACUGCAUGGCAUGUGGCUUAGGCCACCUGCUGCCCUACUUCUACAUUAUCUACAUGACCAUCCUGCUGGUGCAUCGCUGUAUCCGGGAUGAGCAUCGAUGCAGCAGCAAGUAUGGGAAGGACUGGAAACGUUACACGUCUGCCGUGCGUUACCGCCUACUGCCUGGAAUCUUCUAGAAUAAAAAUAUAUAGUUUUUCAUCUCAUAUCUUCAUUGAAAUGUGUAUUUUUUUCCCUCAGUGUUCUUUUUUUUUUUUGCUCAAUAGCCAUCAGAAUUAUUUAGGACCACAUACAGGUUAACUUGUCUACCUCAUUUCAUGUCAUUUGGGAUUUACCUGGAUUUUAAAGCUCGGGCAGGAAUCUGUGAUGAAAAUUGCCGUGGUUCUAUGGCCAAUUUGUAAAAUAAGUGUGUAUGUGGUGUGUUUCUUUACAUAGUAUGCAGUAUAAGAGUAGGCACUUCUAUGCAGUUUUAAAGGCACUUAGAUGUUUUAUACAUAGGCUUUUGUAGGAAUUCUUGAGCAGUCACUAAAAGGAAUCCAAACAGCUAAAUCCAGCUCGGCGUCAGAGUUUAUUUUCAGGAAUAAACGCCUUUUAAGAUACACAGAUUAACAGUUCUGUUAAGACCAGGUACAUUAUCCUAUACAGAAUGAAGCUUGAACUGUUGAUGAGUUUCCCGUAUUAGACUUUUCUUUUCGAAAUGUUUGGAUAAAUAAACAUACACUGAUUUCUA